Messenger RNA from Ilyonectria robusta, 1032 nucleotides. RefSeq names its product FAD dependent oxidoreductase. The coding region runs from base 1 to 1032 and encodes 343 amino acids. Gene Ontology annotation, molecular function: D-amino-acid oxidase activity; FAD binding. The record is from RefSeq and is a predicted model, not a curated record. The transcript is spliced from 3 exons. NCBI's taxonomy places the organism in Eukaryota, Fungi, Ascomycota, Sordariomycetes, Hypocreales, Nectriaceae.
AUGGUCAAAGUCACAAUCUUGGGGUCGGGCGUCACCGGCAUGAUGGCUGCGGCCAAGCUGCCGAGAGAUUAUGACAUCACGGUAGUUGCUGAACACAUGCCAGGCGACUACGACACCAAGGAGUGGGCGAGUCCUUGGGCAGGAGCAAUUUGGGUUGGUGUGCAUCAAUCCAAACCUGAAGAGCAAAAGAUGCAACUGGAAGGGUUUGCUGGGCUGUGGAAGCUCGCCGAGACCAACCCAGAGUCCAGUAUACGCCAGAUCGAGAUGACCGAGAUAAUGGAUCGAGGCUCAAAGUCCGACGUGUGGUACGCAGGAAAAGUGCCUGAGUUCCGAUUUCUCUCAAAGGAUGAGCUUCCCAAGGGUGCAAUCUAUGGAAUGAAGUACAAAACUCUGGUGUUGACGCCCCAAAUAUUUCUACUAUGGCUACAUCAGAGAUUGACGGACAGGGGCGUCAAAUUCAUCCGUACCAAGGUCAAUUCUCUUGCAGACUUGAAGGGACUGAGUCAUGAUGUCCUCAUCAACGCUUCGGGUCUUGGCUCGGAGAAACUGAAGGAUGUUCAGGAGAAGAACCUUGUGCCAAUGAGGUUGCAGUGUGUCGUGGCCAAGGCCGAAAACUAUGAUCGACUCUUUAUUCGGCGUGGCGAGAAUGGUUACUACUCUACUGCUUUCUCCCGCCGAGAUGGCACAGUCUAUGUGGGCGGUGUCUUGAAGGAAGAUUCUCGAGACCUGACUAUCUCCGAGGAGCAGAGGACUAUAAUCUGUCGCAAUGCCCAUCUAAACCAGCCAGAUGUUUUCCCGUCUCCUCAUGCAAAGGACUGGCCCAUUUUGUAUGAUCAUGUUGGCGUCUAUCCCGUUAUGGAUAAAGAAAUCGGCGGCGUCCGCUGUGAGAAGGAAGUUUUGGACGGCCAGCGAGUCAUUCAUGCUUACGGACAAAAUGCUGGAGGAUACGUGUACAGUUUCGGGCUCGCUCGUGCUGUAAUUAAUCUGGUGGACGAAUUUCUCUUUGAGAUUCCUCAGGUUUCUAAGCUCUGA